AUGGAGGCCCAGCCCACGUUCCUGCAGAACGUGCUGCGCACCAAGCCGCUCGCCGUCAUCCACGCGGAGGAGGCGGCCGAGGAACUUCCGCGCCAACUGGGAUUGUUCGACCUGGUGUGCAUAGGUGUGGGAGGCACGGUCGGCAGCGGCGUGUUCUCCACGACGGGCGAGAUCAUCUCGGGCACCGCGGGGCCCGCCGCCUUCAUCAGCUGGAUCAUCGCCGGCGUCGUGUGCUGCAUCAACGCGCUCGCCUACAUGGAGCUCGUGACCCGCGUGCCGUCCUCGGGUAGUACCUACGCCUACUCGUUCUACGCGCUCGGCGAGCUGCCGGCCGUGAUCGCGGCCUGGCUGCUGACGCUCGAGUACGGUAUCUCCGGAUCCGGUGUGGCUCGCAGCUGGGCCACCAAGGUGCAGGAGUGGCUCGUGGAGGAGCACCCGGAGCACACGUACCAGUGGCUCAACGAGGACUACACGAACCUGCUGGGCGCCGUUCUCAUGGCGCUGUGUGUGGGUGUGCUGCUCGUGGGCGUGCGCUUCGGCAAGUGGUUCGUUAACACCAUCACGACCAUCAAGGUGGUCGUCGUGCUAUUCAUCAUCAUCGCGGGCUUCGCCUUCAUGGACUCGAGCAACUUGUCGCCGUUCGUGCCGCCGCGCCAGGACCUGGACGGCACCAUGGCGUUCGGCACGCAGGGCAUCAUCACGGGCGCGUCGUCGGCCUUCUUCGGAUACAUCGGCUUCGACGAGGUCUGCUGUCUGGCCGCCGAGGCCAAGAACCCCAAGAAGGUCAUGCCGCUCGCCGUCAUCAGCGUGGUGCUCGGCACCAUGUUCCUGUCGUGCUUCGCGUCGCUGGUGCUAUCGGGCAUGAUCCCGUACCUGGAGGCCGACAGCUUCGGCGCCGGCUUCGACUACCAGGGUCAGAACUGGGCGGCCCAAAUCGUGCGAGCCGGUGAGACCUGCACCAUGCCCGUUGUGGUGCUUGUGAGCUUCCUCGCCCAGCCGCGCCUUAACUACGCGCUGUCGUGCGACGGCCUCAUGCCGCGCAUCUUCGCCAAGGUGGACGAUAAGGGCAACCUGUUUGCCAACACGCUCAUCUCGGGCGCGUUCUUCACGGCUGUGGCCUUCGUCGUGCCGUUCGACACGCUCUGGGACAUCGUGAGCUUCGGCAUCCUGCUGUCCUUCAACAUGUCCAUGACGUCGCUGCUCAUGGUGCGCAUGCGCAAGGAGUCGCCGUCGCUGGCCCCGAAGCUCAUCGGCCUGCUCGUGGCCUGCGCCUGGCUCGCCGCCUUCUUCUACCAGAUCGGCUACUCGAACGAGGGCCACAGGUGGUGCCUCGUGCUCGGCAUCGUCUUCCUCGUGCUCGCGGUCAUCGUGUGCUUCGUCAUGUUCUUCAAGUGCCCGCAGGAGGCCCAGAGCGGCGAGAACUUCACGGCCCCGCUCGUGCCCUUCCUCCCCACCAUCGCCAUCCUGGCCAACUUCUACCUGGCCGCGCAGAUCAGCUACACCGGCAUCUACACGAGCUGCGCGUGGCUCGGCGCUAGUGUCAUCUUCUACUUCUGCUACGGCUACAAGCACUCGGCCGGCCGCACGGGCUGGAGCGCGCUGCUCAGUCUGCCGCGCGACUCCACCAUGCGUUCGCCCAUGAUCUCGGACAAGAAGCAGCUCCAGGAGUAGAGCGCUACCCUCCCCUUAAUCGUACUCAUAAACUGUUGUUAACCAUUUAUCAUGAAGAGAUGAGAUGUUG
Phytophthora sojae is the source of this 1741-nucleotide messenger RNA. RefSeq lists its product as hypothetical. Gene Ontology annotation, biological process: amino acid transport; transmembrane transport. Gene Ontology annotation, molecular function: amino acid transmembrane transporter activity. The record is from RefSeq and is a predicted model, not a curated record. Gene Ontology annotation, cellular component: membrane. Lineage: Eukaryota; Oomycota; Peronosporomycetes; Peronosporales; Peronosporaceae. The transcript has a single exon. Bases 1 to 1671 code for a protein of 556 amino acids.